CAUACAUACAUACAUACAUACAUACAUACACACUGAAGACAGGACAAUGCGCCAACCAGCUCCACUCCCUCUCCCCGCACUCCAGCUCCCUCCCUCCUGGCACGGCCUCAGGCUACUCAUCCUUUCUACAAAGAUACCACAAGACCACCUCCAUUUGUUACAGGACAAGGCUGAGGAGGCAGGUGUGAUAUUUCAGAACCUUAUGCUCGCUUCGUUUCUGUGUGUAUGGGCGUCGCUCCCAACAGCCAUGUCGCGAGUGGAGCGAGCAGGAUAUCGUUGAGCCAUGAGCCAUUCAACCAUCCGUCCACGUUCAAUCACCCACCUACUACGCGUCGCGUCGCUUCAUCCACCCCAAUCCUUCAGCCAUCACCAACGCUUACAGUUUAUUUCGGUGUUUUCUCAGGUGCGAUUGUGGUCACCUCGGAAACGGAGUGCGAUAUCGUCGUGACAAAACUAAAUAGUCCGGCGAGGAUUGCAAAGCAUCUGGAUAUGCGGCAGUUCCAUAAGCCAGUGGUGGCGUUGGCGUGGUUAGAGGAAGGAUUAUCAUCCACCCGCCCCCCACCAAUUGAAUCCCACACCAUCAAUCUUCUCCCCUAUGUAGUCACAUCCAAUGCCGACCCUUCGUACGUUCCGCCAACUUCCGCCGACAGCACGGUGACGACGGCCAAACGAUCUAUAUCCCCGAUCCUAGUCUCGACGCCCAGCCCUCCGCCACCAAAACGUCAACGGCGUGAUGACGGCAGUGGAGAUCCAACCGGCGGACCAGUGAUCAUCAUCUCCGAUUCGGACGACGGCGAACCCGCACCCAACGGUGUCCAUCCUCCGCCCUCCCCGCACCCCCCUUUCUCCGACUCCUCCCACCACUCCGACUCCCCCUCCCACUCGGAUUUCUCCGACUCCUCCUCCUCGGACCCCGAAGAAGAAUCCACCACCGCCCCUUACGACCUCGACAUCCCCCUCGACCCAACCUUUCGCAACACCCCCUACGAAGUGCAGCGCAAACAUCCGCUGCGGCACCAUAAUAUGGAGCUGGUGGAGCUGCUGGGGGUGAUUGAGAAGCAGAGGGAGGUGAUGGGUGAGGCGAGGAGUGCGUUGAGUUAUCGGAGGGCUAUGGCUGCUAUUACCUCGUAUCCGAGAACGAUUCGGAGCUGGAGGGAGGCGCGGAAGAUCAAAGGUGUUGGGGAUAAGAUCGCCAAGAUGAUCCGCCAAUACCUCAAAACCGGCCACAUCCGCGAAUCGACCUCCAUCGCCUCCUCCGCCUUCUACCAAACCCUCCUCACCUUCGCCUCCAUCUACGGCGUCGGCCCCACAAAGGCCCGCGAAUGGUACGCAAAAGGCUACCGCACCAUCGCCGACAUCCGCGCCGGCGAAGAGGGGCGGAUGAGUCGGGUUCUGCAGAUGGGCGUGGAGAUGUUUGAGGAUUUUGGGAGGAAGAUGACGAGGGGGGAUGUGGAGGAGGUUGUGGGGGUUGUGGAGGGGUGUUUGCGGGAGAUUGCGGAGGGGUUUGUUGUUACGCCUGUGGGGGGGUAUAGGAGAGGGAAAGAGCUGACCGGCGAUUGUGAUGUGGUGAUCACGCACCCGGAUGAGAACAUGACGAGGCCGUUGUUGGCGCAGCUUGUGGAUAUUCUCAAGAAGAAGGGACAUGUCAAACACGUCAUGUGGUACGGCCAAGGCAACGAUCGCGAGCGGGACGCCGUUUCGGAGGAGAAACUCGUGGAUAAGGCGGCCAGAAAGGCCAGUUUCGAUAAUCUUGCAAAGGCCUUCGUAGCCUUCCGCCAACCCACCACGCAAACCUACCGCCAACUUGACCUGAUCAUCUCCCCGCCCUCUCUCGCGGCCUGCGCCAUCCUCGGCUGGUCCGGCUCCAAGCAAUUCGAGCGCGGCCUCCGCGAAUGGUGCAAAAAGGGGAUCGUCUCCUCCUUCAAUUCGAAGCGGGGACGAGAGGUGAAUAAAGGGCGGCGGUACCAUUUUGUGAGCCAUGGGCUGUUUGAUCGCGCAACGGGGAAGAGGGUGGAUGUGGGCAGCGAGAGGGAGAUUUUUGGGGUGCUGGGGCUGGAGUGGGUUGAGCCGGAGGAGAGGAAUGCGUGAGGAGGUGUGGCGGGUUUUUGGGAAAGCUUGUUUUGUGGUGGAGAUGGCCACAUUCUACUCGCUUCUUCAAUUUUGGUUUCUUUUGGGGUAUGUGCGAUGGUCCUGAUGAUGUGGAAUCAUAGAAUAGAGAGAAUAGAGCUCUCAUCAGCGCUCACAUACGUUUGCGAGGCAGGAAGCAGCUCCGCCGGCGCUUUUUCCACAGCUCCUUGUUCUUGCCCGUUCACUCCCAUUAAAACACCAACCCCAACCCACAAUCCUGAUAAUAUUGGACAUCACUAAACAGGGUAUGGGGA
Messenger RNA from Fimicolochytrium jonesii, 2381 nucleotides. RefSeq lists its product as uncharacterized. Gene Ontology annotation, cellular component: nucleus. The transcript has 8 exons. The record is from RefSeq and is a predicted model, not a curated record. Gene Ontology annotation, molecular function: DNA binding; DNA-directed DNA polymerase activity. Gene Ontology annotation, biological process: double-strand break repair via nonhomologous end joining. The coding region runs from base 226 to 2088 and encodes 620 amino acids. Lineage: Eukaryota; Fungi; Chytridiomycota; Chytridiomycetes; Spizellomycetales; Powellomycetaceae.